GUAUGGGAGCGAAGCGCGGCCCAAUUGUUACAGGCGGCUAUACUACUAGUUCGGUAGUUCCACACGCGUGUUGUACACCUGGUAAGGCUAAGUUCGAGCACGUUCUUGACUUGGUAUAACAUUAUUGCUGCUCAUUGUUUGGAUGACAAAUGAAAUGAGUCGCACACUGGACGAGCUAACCAUCAUUGCCCAAGUGGUGAGCAGGGCAAGGCAAACAAAAGUGAACUCAAGGGAUUUUGAUGAUGCAAAUACCGCUCUCAGUGAGAUUGCACAUCAGUACAAGCUACAAGAAGUGGAGAUUGCCUCCCUGCAAGAGAGACUAGACUCCGUGGCUGAGCAGAAGGAGAAUGGGUUUUUGAGAAUGAGGGCUGACGGGCCAGAAGCUGCAAAGGAUGAGUUGAUUUCAAAACUUCUCGACAGGGUUGAGAGACUUGAAUCACAGAAUCAGAUUUCAAACGAACAACAACCAAGGUCAAUUGUCAGAAAUCUCUCACCCGAUCCUUUUCCACCAAUACUGAUGGAUACCUACAUGCAUGAGCUACGAAGCAGGAAUCUUUCGACAAGGCUGCAGACACAAAGAGGGGCUAGCAUUUGGUGUGAGGAGACUGUGAGUGAUACAUUGCAUACAACACCAACGACUGAGAUGUUGUGGGAUAGUUGUUCUGAAGAAGAUUUUGGUAAGACAGUAAUGGUUGAAACCUGUACCACUGCUGCACUCCAUUGCCAUGCCAGAAGACACUGUGUGAGUGGUAAGUGCCAAACUCACUAUUAUUAUACCUUGAGGCAAUGAUAUCUGCAUUGCGGGAUCACUGUAUAAUUCUAUUCAGAAUCUCAUGAGCUAGUGGUCUGUGCCGGCAGAGUAGCUCGAGAGCGAAGAUAUUCUUCGGCUGCGAGGAGGGGUCGAAGGUGCUUCUCUGAAUCUUCUGCCUCCACUCCAUCCAGUUCUCAGAGAAGCUCACUGAGUAUAAUGUCUUUCACAGGAUUAUCCUCCAGGCUUGGAUGCCGGAUCCUUCGUAUAUUGUUAACAGAGGGAAGACCAUUCGAGGCAGCAACUCUUAAAAAUUUGCUGAAAGACUCUUCCACCUGCAACAGAGCUGAACAAAUAUUGCAUCACACAGUGGGACAACUGGUUGCACAGCUCCAGUCAGCUCACCCUACAAGUCGAGUUCUGAGAAACAUUCGCCCCCUCCUAAUGGAGUCUGGACACUUCCUUAACUUGAUUAACCAGCAGCAUCCAGCGAAGAGGCAAUGCUACUCCUGGCCAAUCCUUUAACACUCUAUAGUUUAACACUAAUAGUUCAUAACAUUAUUUCAAAGUGAAA
This is a messenger RNA of Geodia barretti, 1322 nucleotides long. The record is from the annotation of a GenBank genome assembly. Lineage: Eukaryota; Metazoa; Porifera; Demospongiae; Tetractinellida; Geodiidae.